CUUUAGAAGAGAUGGCGACAGUUAACAUUGUAACUGAUAUUUUCAUUUCUUGUGGACGUACUUAAUAAUGUAUAAGAAAAAAACGUUGUUCGCUCUAAGCAUGGUUGUUUGUCAAUGGACUUUCGUAAGCACGAAUUCAGUCUUCACAUUCGGUACUGAAGCGCCACCUGAAGAAGUUGGACGGAAAGACCAUAGAAACACUUUGCUGGAUUUCUUAGACCCAAGAGGAAUUUUAAUUUCUCCAGGGGAUGCAAAGCUUCGAUCUAAGAGACGUGACAUAACGUACUUCACGCCUAUAUCUUCCGUGAAGCACACAGACGCUCUUCGCCUGCUGUUCAAGACAUACCUCGCUAUGCUCCUGGCUACGCUUAGACAGGGCAAGCCACCUCUGUCGCCGCCAUUUCCGAAGGUCAUAGCCAAAACUAUUAAAGCUGUGUUAUUAAAUUAA
Messenger RNA from Papilio polytes (common Mormon), 448 nucleotides. RefSeq lists its product as uncharacterized. The transcript is spliced from 3 exons. The record is from RefSeq and is a predicted model, not a curated record. Lineage: Eukaryota; Metazoa; Arthropoda; Insecta; Lepidoptera; Papilionidae. Bases 68 to 448 code for a protein of 126 amino acids.